Penaeus indicus is the source of this 345-nucleotide messenger RNA. RefSeq lists its product as uncharacterized. Bases 1 to 345 code for a protein of 114 amino acids. The record is from RefSeq and is a predicted model, not a curated record. Lineage: Eukaryota; Metazoa; Arthropoda; Malacostraca; Decapoda; Penaeidae. The transcript has a single exon.
AUGAAGAGCAGAAAAAAAAAGAAUAGAAAGAAAGAGUCAGAGACGGGAGCGGCGAGCAGGAGAGUGAAUGACCCAGUCAGAAGGCAGAAGGGUGCAGCAACAUCAACACCACCAACGUCACUGAAAUCAAUAAUAAACAUCAGCAUCACCGAAACCAUAAUACUGACGUCAGCAUCACCAAAAUCAUCAACACCAACGUCGGCAUCAUCAAAAUCAUCAACACCAACGUCGGCAUCACCAAAAUCAUCAACACCAACGUCGGCAUCACCAUCAUUAGCAUCACCAGUAACAUUAGCAUCACCAGAAUCAUCAACAUCAGCCCCAACAUCAACACCCGCGCCUUGA